AUCGAAGGUUUUACUAGCGCAGAAGAUCAGGAUUCGUUCAAUCGUAUUGAGCGACAGCUGAAAAAACGAUUUGCUCUAGGAACGCACGUUUCCGAAUAUCUUAUUAUUCAGGAUUUUGUUCGGCAAAAUUAUUCCGAAAUGCUUGUCAAAAAGGUAAUUCAAUCAUGUAUUCGACGUGGUGAGCUCCAGUAUCGUAUGCAACGAAAAAUGCUUUAUCGUGUUAAAUGA
Molecule: messenger RNA, 228 nt
Organism: Gongylonema pulchrum
Lineage: Eukaryota; Metazoa; Nematoda; Chromadorea; Rhabditida; Gongylonematidae
Source: the annotation of a GenBank genome assembly